UAUAGCGAUUUGAUCAAGAACAGUAAGAGCAGCGAUUUGAUCAAGAACAGUAAGAACAGCGAUUUGAUCAAGAACAGUAAGAACAGUGAUUUGAUCAAGAACAGUAAGAGCAAAGGAUUUGAUCAAGAACAGCAGGAACAGCAAUUUGACCAAGAACAGCAAGAAUACCAAUUUGAUCAAGAACAGCAGGAACAUCAAUUAGAUCAAGAACAGCAAUUUGAUCAAGAACAAUGUAACAAGUCAGAACUCGACUGCAGGGCCUUAUAUGGGGCUCAACAGCCGGCGUUAGUUAACACUAAACUGCAAUUUGAUCAAGAACAGCAGGAACAGCAAUUUGACCAAGAACAGCAAUUUGAUCAAGAACA
This is a messenger RNA of Homarus americanus (American lobster), 365 nucleotides long. Its product is annotated as ataxin-8-like. NCBI's taxonomy places the organism in Eukaryota, Metazoa, Arthropoda, Malacostraca, Decapoda, Nephropidae. The record is from RefSeq and is a predicted model, not a curated record. The annotation marks the transcript as partial. The transcript has 3 exons.